Messenger RNA from Dinoponera quadriceps, 1062 nucleotides. RefSeq lists its product as uncharacterized. The transcript has 2 exons. Bases 229 to 828 code for a protein of 199 amino acids. Lineage: Eukaryota; Metazoa; Arthropoda; Insecta; Hymenoptera; Formicidae. The record is from RefSeq and is a predicted model, not a curated record.
UUUCUAUUUCUCAAGUAGUAUGACUCAAGGGUUGGUUAGACGUACUUUCAACGCUUUUGCGCUAUGAUUUCACGAAGUGUUGGUAGAUUUGCGUUUACAGCGCUAAUAGCACAUUUGAUCUAAUCAGCUCAAAUCAGCUGGAGUUUCACCCAUUGGUCGGACCAUAUCACGUGCUCCAUGCAGGAGUUCGUUUGAAGUUAUUUGAAAAUUUGGCCGCCAUAUUGUACGAUGGUCGACAGCAACGAGAAAUGCGUCGAAAUCACCGCGAUAAGAAUGGCUAUGAAUAACACAUCCCAAUUAUCGUGUCUCGAUGAGGAACGCAAAUCUGAGAAGAUCGUCAAACGUAGAUCGUCGGUAUUCCGUAGGCAAAGUGUAUUGUUUGACCGACAGGAAAGUGGCCAUGAAAUACUAAACAGUGGGAUUGGAUUUGUAUCAGGCAAGAAUAAAGAAGAUGCACAAGCUGAUGCUGAAACUUUUAAUCUGGAAAAAUAUAUAGAAAAACUGAAACAGGAGCGAAAGGACUGGCUGCAGGAGUAUAGGAAUCGCAGGAUUCAACGGAAGAACUUAACCAAGCAGAAAGCAAUUGUGGAGAAGCAAAGACAACUUCUUGACAUGAAUAUAUUAACAGAUUCAGAAAGAGCUUUUGUCAAAGCACGUCCCAAUUAUGAAUAUAUCUGCAAUAAUAGUCGGAAACUGCCAGAUUUGGCAUUAAGGAUAUCCAUGCUCAGCCAAUUAGUAUGUAAAUUGGAUAAAAGGUUUAUGGAGAAAAUGGAAAGUAAUAUCUCAAGAGCUACCAAGAAACUUAUAGAAAUGUCAAAACAGAAUUGAAGGUAGAUCUAAUAUAUUUUAAGUAUUACUCAUUAUUAUUACUAUUAUUUGAGUUACAAUUUUAUCAGUAAUGGGAGCUUUUCAUAGUACAAAUAUAAAUAACAUUUAAAUUAAUUAAAUACGACACUACACACUAAGAUUGAUUGUAUAAUACUUAUUGGUGUGAUGAUUGUGUUCAUCCAUGACUCCAUUAGAGAUGAUAUAUAAUAAAUACAAAAUAAUUUACCAAUGUUA